AUGUCAGAAUAUUAUCAAGGAAAUUUUUUCGAAAGAUUUAUUGAUUCUUUUAGACCUUAUGAUUACUCAAUUCUUUCUGAUAUCUUGAAUCCAACUACUUCGGCAGGUUCUGGUGUGACUUCUUCUAAUGGUGAUGACGAAGUUCAACAAACUAGAUAUAGGAAACCCGAAGAACAUCCUUAUCAUCCUCAAUUUGAUUAUUCAAGCUUAACUGAAUUAGAAAGAGCUGCCAUUGUUACUUCAACUGCUCCAUUAACUAGAUCUUUAAAAGCAAGACACUUAUCAAUGAUUUCAGUUUCUUCAAGUAUUGGUCUUGGUUUAUGGGUUGGUAGUGGUGCUGCAUUAAGUGCUGCUGGUCCUUUAGGUUUACUUAUUGUUUGGUUCGUAGUUUCUUCCAUCAUUUAUGUAACCAUGUCUUCGUUAGCUGAAUUAGCUUCAACUUUCCCAGUUUCUGGUUCUUUCAUUACUUAUAAUACUUUAUUUGUUGAUUCUUCUUAUAGUUGUUGUAUGGCUUGGUGUUAUGUUUUACAAUGGUUAAUCACUGAACCUUUAGAAUUAGUGGCUGCCUCAAUAACAAUCAAUUAUUGGAAUCCUUCAGUUAAUCCAGCAGUUUUCGUAGCCAUUUUCUAUGUGGUGAUUGUGAUCGUUAAUUUGUUUGGGGUUAAAGGUUAUGGUGAAGUUGAAUCUUUAUUUAGUAUCAUUAAAUUAGCCGCCAUUGUUGGGUUUUUAAUUCUUUCAGUGGUUUUAGUUGCUGGUGGCGGGCCAAAUCAUGAAUUUAUUGGCGGUAGCAAUUGGCAUAAAGAUAAGGGAGGGUUAUUUAACGAAAACUCUCCUUUUAAAAAUAUGUGUUCAACCAUUUUCACUGCUGCUUUCAGUUAUGCUGGGGUUGAAUUAUAUGGUUUGGCCUCUGCUGAAACUCGUAAUCCUUUGAAAAGUAUCCAAAAAUCAAAAAAAAAUUUGGUUUAUUAUGUUUUGGUUUUCUAUAUCUUAAUUGUUUUAAUGGUUGGUCUUUUGGUUUCUUAUAAAAAUCCAGAAUUAAUCGGAAGUGGAAGUAGUGCCGCUGCCGCUGGGGUUGACGUGAAUGUUUCUCCCUUUGUUAUUGCCAUUAGAAAGGCUAAAAUCCCAGUCUUACCGUCAAUCAUGAAUGCUGUUAUUAUUAUUACUUGUUUAUCAAUUGCAAACUCGUCUGUUUACGGCAGUCUGCGUGCUUUAUGUGCAAUUGGUGCUUUGAAAAUGGGUCCUUCAAUAUUAUCCUUUAUCGAUCGUAAUGGUAGACCAAUGGUUGCUUUACUCAUUCAAUUCGUUAUUGGUUUAUUGGCAUUCUUGGUUGCUAUGCCAAAUCGUAAUACUGCUGUUGAUGUUUUUCAAUGGAUGUUGAGUAUUUCUGGUUUAGGUGCUCUAUUAACUUUCUUCUCAAUUUGCCUUUGUCAUAUUCGUUUUAGAAGUGCUUUGAGUUCAAGAGCUCGUGAUCCUAAAGAUGAAUUGGUUUAUUGUGCUAGUUUAUAUGGUUCUUGGUAUGGUUUAAUCAUGAUUCCAAUCAUUAUGGGUUUACAAUUUUGGGCUUCCUUAUAUCCAGCUUCCAAUGGCGGUAAAGCAGAUUUAAUCAAUUUCUUCAAAAAUUAUUUAUGUUUACCAGUGGUUCUUGCCUUUUAUGUUGUUCAUAAAAUUUAUGCUUGGAAAUGGUUGAAUAUUCCUUUUUCAAAAUUAUACUUAACCAAUGACGAAAUUAACGUUGAUGCAGGUAGAAGAGAUAUUGAUUUGGAAGUUAUCAAACAAGAAAUGGCCGAAGAAAGAUUGGCAAUUAGUGAAAGAAACUUCUUAUACCGUAUUUACAAAUUUUUCUGUUAA
Hyphopichia burtonii NRRL Y-1933 is the source of this 1848-nucleotide messenger RNA. RefSeq names its product Aap1p (gene AAP1). Gene Ontology annotation, molecular function: amino acid transmembrane transporter activity. Gene Ontology annotation, biological process: amino acid transmembrane transport. The transcript has a single exon. The record is from RefSeq and is a predicted model, not a curated record. Bases 1 to 1848 code for a protein of 615 amino acids. Gene Ontology annotation, cellular component: membrane. NCBI's taxonomy places the organism in Eukaryota, Fungi, Ascomycota, Pichiomycetes, Serinales, Debaryomycetaceae.